This is a messenger RNA of Dermatophagoides farinae (American house dust mite), 1409 nucleotides long. NCBI's taxonomy places the organism in Eukaryota, Metazoa, Arthropoda, Arachnida, Sarcoptiformes, Pyroglyphidae. The record is from RefSeq and is a predicted model, not a curated record.
AUUGUUGUGUUAUGUGUUUAGUUUUUAUAAUAUGUGUUUGUUAAUUAUCCGAUAACAAAAUUAUCGGUGAUGUUUAAAUGUUUGGAAAUUGUUUGGUGUGCAGGCGUCUUUAGUGCUUCUUAUGACGGAUCUGAAUCGUUCGAAGCCACUCGGAUUCUCCUGAGGUAGCUAUCUAGUCUUGGCUGAAUUUCUACGAUGGUCUUGAGCAAACCAAGGAGUUUAUCCAGGUUCUUGACUCCUUUUCGCUCCCAUUUUUUUUUGUCUGUGGGACAAUCUUAACGCAGAUUCGUACGAUGUUCAUUAUUUCUUUAUAAUAGAUUUUCAUGUUGUUUUCGGUCAGGUCAGUCGGAAAGCGCGAAACCAAAUCUUCUACUUGGUCGUACACUUCUUGAAUGUCGUCACCAAAUUUUUUAAUGUCAUCUUUGGUUGGUUAUUUAUUAACUUUGUCGGCCAUUUCGACUGAGUGACGGUUUUUUGUGUAAGCGUUCAACAAUCAAAAAUGAAUUCUUCUUCAUUAAGCCAUUAUAAUCGUUAUAAACAACUACAACAAUUAUCGAAUCCGGGCAGAGUGAUUAAUGAGUCUGAAGAUGCUAUUCUUUACAAAUUGGAAAAAAACUAUAACAUUUCAUUGGAUAUUUUUAAAUCACUUAAUUUUCCAUUUGCUGAAGCACGUGAAUAUGAAAGAAAUAUGAUUUUAAAAAAUUUAACGAGAACCAAGGAGAAGAGGAAUAAAAUUGUAUAUUUCUUAAUGGAUCCUUCUAUGAUAAAAGAUAUAUCAUCGCAAGAAAACAUAAUACUUGGACAAGAAUUGAUUGAUUAUCGAUUGUUCUAUCAAUUCAUAUCUUCAAUAUUCUAUGUUGGUCAAGGGAAAAAAAAUCGUCCACCAAAACAUUUAUUUUAUGCUAACAAAGAAAUUACGCAUCCGACAAAAUUGGAUUUAGAUCCAAAAUUCCGCAAAAUCCGGAAAAUAUGGGACCGUGGUUUGAAUCCAAUAUUGUUUAAUGCUUAUGAAGGUCUUACGCAACAAGAAGCACAAGCAAGAGAAGCCUUGCUAAUUGAAACCAUUGGCCUGUACAAACUCACCAAUCAGGUUUACGCCACUUAUAGAGAAAGAUGGAAGAUUAGUAUAAAUAAAAAAAGAAUAUUGGGAACAUAUUUACUAUGUAAAAUUUUCAAGAAAUAUUCUUCUGAAGAAGAACUGUGGAAGAAAGCUGCCAAAUUGGAAAUAGCUAGCAAAAAUGCUUGCGAAGAUGAUACCGAAGAUGAAAGUGAUUGAAAAAGCGAAACGUAUUUCCGAGUACAUGAACGACGAAAAUGGCGUGGCGUAAUGGUCAUUUUUCUUACUUUUCCCUGACCCAACAAGUUGAACUUUUGAUCAUUUUAAGAACUUAUGUCCAGCCAUUAUUUUA